AUGCGCAUAACGCGAUACUCGCGUUCAAGCGGUAGAGGUGAUUACCAUCAUCGUUUACCUGCGAAAUCGUAUCGCAGGCGCGGUGGCCAUGAUGAUCAGCUUCCGCGGGAGCUCACAGGUCACAAUCUACCCAACGUGCACAGCACAUACCAUGGACACGAGCGACGAAACCGGGCGCAUUCGCCGGACGAAAGGUUGUUGGACUGUCGCGAACGGUUCACAAAACGACAGUCCCGUGAACGGUAUCGAACUACUCUUGAUGACUAUUCUCGACACAGUGCCAGCCGCGAACGCAGUUUGUCGUCCGUGCUGAGCGAUAUAAGCUCUGGAAGUAGUUGCUUCGGGACGGUCCGAGCGAGCGAAGCGUACGGAAGUCCCGUGUACGAGGAUCUCACCGAUGAUGAUAUCUGUUCGCUGGAGCAAGCAUUGACGGAAUCAUCGAUGAACUUGUCCGUCGCACCGCCCCCAAUGGUGAAGCACAAGAAGCGCAAGAAAGACAAGCGAAAAAAGGAAAAGUCCCGGGAGCGGGAACGCAAGCGAGCGAAAAAGGAUAAGCGACGUCAGAAGGAAAUCCUCGAGGAGCGCAUCUGCCCGCCCGAACAUGAGGUUGCACAGUCAAAGGAGAUUUUCGCUUCCGGACAAAACAUUCUGGUCAGCCUUAGCUUUAUCGACAAUGAGAAAGGCAAGGAACGGAGCGACCGACACAAGAAAAGCAAGCGAAAGAAAGCCAAGCGAGAGAAGAACCGCGAAAAGUUGAUCGUCACCAAAGAGGAGCUCGUAUCGGAAGCAACGCCAUCAGCUCGAAGUCCUCAGCGGGACAGUCCCAGUCCAUCCCGGGCACACGAUACGGAAGAAGUGAAAGAGAAGUACAAUCUAAAGCUGCAAUCUGCGCAAUCCGAGCAGGAAAAGAAACUGGAGUUGCAACAGCAACAACAACCGCAGCUGCAGCAGCAACUUGAUCAGCCUCAGUCAACGACACACCAAUCACCCCAGCAAAAUCAACCACCUUCGAAGAAAAAGAAGCUAGAUCCGGGCGUCAAACCGGUGAUGGUCAUAGAUCUGGAGCGGUCGCCCAGUGGCCAGGUGAUAUCCAGUCCGAAAGAAGUAAUCGUGCUAAGCGACGAAGAGAGCAAGCAACGAGCUGCGCAACGGUCCGGCCGAGAAGACGGCAAGACGAACGAUAUCGAUCUGAGUAAUCGCGGUCCCAACACGCCUCCCGAGCCCGCCCCGAAAUCCCCGGAUUCGUACGAUCCGUUUGAACCAACUAAAUCCACCUCGAGUACUGGCAUUUCGCGGCACGAUCUGGGCAGCAUAUCCUCGCUCAGUUUCCUGGACCACCACCAUCCCCAUCCGGACGAUCAGAAGGAAGCGAAAAGCGAUUUCCAUCACCAUCCGCUCGCGUCACAUAACAGCAUGCAGCAUCAUCAUCCGCAUCAUCUGCACGGACACCACAGCCACCAUCACCAUGGUCAUGGUGUGCAGGAACGAUUGCAGACGGAACCAAUGAGUGGUUGCGGCGGACUCUUUGGCACCGACGAGGGUGUGCUUGAUCUUCAUCCCGAGUCGCCCCUUGAGAAAAUGGACGUCGCCAACAGCAGUCCAUCGCGCACUGGGGGUACGGGGCUCCCGUAUCAUCAUCAUCACCACCAUCACCUACCCCAUCUGCACUCGCAUUCGUCGCCAAUGAAAGCGAUCAUCAAGUCGAUGCCGAAAAAGCUGCUCGCUUCCGGUGGAGGUGGACGCGAUUCACGAUCUCACGGUGGGGUAGGGAAACCGAACGCAUCCGGUACCACUGUUGGCCAACAGGGUGCCAGCGGGGGUGGUGCGACAACCAGCGGAGGUGUUCCGUUCGAGGACGACCUGAACGAUGGUGAUAUUUCACCCUAUUCGCCCCGUUCGAGCGAUUGCGAUGAGCAGUUGUUCGAACCGCCAAACCACGACGGUAACGGGGAAACGCAAACGAUCGCCCUGACGGUGGACAACCUGAGGAAGGUGUUCGGGAACGAUCCGAAAACGUUGUACGGGGACCUGCGCAAAAGCUUCCAGCACCGAUCGGUAAUAGCGGUGGAUGAAAUGUACAAACCUCACAAAAUGACUCUCGAAAUGCUGGACGAAAUACCCGAUUCAGCCGUGGACAUGCAGGUGAAGGAGAAGCUCAUCAAAAAGCUCCAACGCCAGGAGCGGAUCGUUGAAGAGGUGAAACAUUUUCUCAAACCGCACUUCAACAAAAAACGCAUCGAUAAAGACGAGUACAAGGAGAUCAUGCGAAAGUCUAUUCCCAAGAUAUGCCACAGCCGGUCGGGGGAAAUCAAUCCAGCUAAAAUUCAAGCCCUCAUUACGGCUUACGUAAAGAAAGCAAUCGCCAAACGGAAGCUGAUGGGAGGCGAAGGGUCCGCUUCCGGUACACCGAUGGUUAGCACCAGUGGUUACGGCCUUCCACCUGCGUCGACAAACACAGCGCCAGCAGCAACACUUCCGCCGGUGAUGCUGCUGAACCGUUAA
Molecule: messenger RNA, 2502 nt
Organism: Anopheles nili
Lineage: Eukaryota; Metazoa; Arthropoda; Insecta; Diptera; Culicidae
Product: mediator of RNA polymerase II transcription subunit 13-like
Exons: 4
Coding region: 1-2502 (833 amino acids)
Source: RefSeq, a predicted model, not a curated record